AUGGCGGCCAUUUUUGUCCUCAGCAUGGCGCCGAUCUGGAACAAGAACCUUUUUUUCGGGCGGGGGCUGAGGUGGAGGUUGUUCUGGAUGCCGUCACAGCCUCCCCACCGCCGAGUGACUUUCUCCACGGCCAAUCAGGCGCAGGAUCUGCAGGACCCGUCCCAGCACAGCUACUAUGACAGCGGCCUCGAGGAGUCGGAGACCCCCAGCUCCAAGUCCUCCUCGGGGCCCCGGAUUGGGCCCCUGGCGCUGCCCGAGGAUCACUACGAGCGAACCACGCCUGACGGCAGCAUCGGCGAGAUGGAGCACCCGGAGAACGACCUCAGGCCUCUUCCCGAUGUGGCGAUGACUGGUAACUGCACCCACGAGUGCACCGAGUUCGGCCACUCCGACUCCUGCUGGAUGCCCGGCGGCGAGCCUUCCCCCACUCGCAAGGUAUCCAACAACGUCCCCAAGCUUUCCACCUUCGUGCCUUACCAGGAAAUGGACGGGCAGGAGCAGCUGAUGGCCAACGGCAGCCCCAAGCCCCUGACGGAGGAGCGUGGGACGGGUACUGGCGGCGGCGGCGGCAGUGGUUCCAAAGUGGCUAACAUGCGGUUCAUGACGCCCUACAGCAGUGCCUACCCCGGAGACCCGUCCGGUAAAGACUGUGGGCGUGAGGAGAUCCCGCUGAGCCAGGCGGUAGAGUAUCACUCAGCCACCACUCCGACCGGCCAGACCUCCAAGAGGGAGAUCUACCUGUGAGGGCGAAGCCUUCCACAUUAAAUCCCCCUGGGAACCACCUCUCCUACGCACCUGAUCAUCCCCCGUCGCUGCUCGCCACCACCUGUCCCGCCCCCUCACUGCCGCCCCCUGUGCCUACUACUACCAACGCCCCUUCUUCCUUUUUAUAACUGCAUCCACCGUACAAGGCUUUAGACCCUCGCCCACCUCGACCCACUGCCUCCACCCUCCUCUAAAAACCAAUCAAAUGUAAAAUAGAAUGAAAUCAAUUGAAGAAAACACGCGGCGACUGCUGCUGCGGAAGGAAUGUAAACUACACCACAUCGUUGUGAUAAUUUAAUGGGAAACUAUUUAGCUACUCACGUAUUUGAGUUGGAUUUUUGUGCGUUGCUUUAGGCUUUGUUGCUGUGUUGGAACAGAAAAAGAAAAAACACCUUCGGGGAGGAGAAGGAAAGAACUAUUUGUAAAUCCUACUUAAGUAUACUGUGCAAUGCUAUCUAUCCUGAAUAUCUUUUGGAUUUGUUUGAUUUGUUUUUUUAAUUUUUCUCUGUCGACUCCGGAGCCUUCGGGAAAUACAUUUCCGAGCCGUGUUGCAUCAAAUCAACUGGGCUUGUUUUUAUCAGGAACAGCUUGUCAUCAACAUAAGACGUUUGUAGAAACGCAGCUGUUUUCCAACCUCCGGAGUUGCAGUUUUUUCAGGUCAGUUAAUUUUUUUUGUUGCUGUGAAGAGGUCUUUUUUCAGUGUACAGAGCUGUAAAUACUACAAACAGUGACAGAGGAAACUGCUGUGGCUGUAAGUGUGGAUCCGUGGCUGUCGUGCUGUCUGCAGAGCUUCGUGUAACGUCUGAUUGAUGGACUGAAAACUUCGGCAUGCACAGAGGAACGAUGCCACGGCGUUCGCCUCCCACUGCAGGAACCUCAACUCUUGAGCAUCACCGACGGUGCCGAGUUAUAAACACAAGACUUUUUAUUUUAACUCUCUACGACUUUACUACUCGGAUCAACUAGGGUUUAAGAAGGGUCAAAAUCAUGUCAAUUUACUCAUAACCAAGCCAGUGGGUCGGUCAAAGCUGGGUAUCCAAGUACAUAUUGUAUUCUUAAUGCUCUUGUCAGUAGUAUACCAUGAAAGCGAAACCAAACGUGCGAUGGUUAUUGUCACAGGAAGCUAUCAAAAGAAGAAGUCCCAUCGAAACAUACACUUUGUUUUUUCUCUGUAAAAAAAUAUCCUUCAUUUUAGAAUAUUUCAACUUUUCCACCAACAGCAUAAGAACCGUGUAAACAUAUGAUUCCAUGUCAAACAAACAUUCACAUGUGGGAUGUUUAGGGGUUUUUAUAUAGCUUUGUCUUUAGGCUGAUCGUUGUGGAGAUGAAAUUAAAAAUAGUAUAUCAAGAACAAACCUGAAUUGGCCACAUUUCUUUAAAACUCAUUAUUGUUUUUGAAGUCAAGAUAAAAUGUCAAACAGUAAUUGGCUCUUUCUUCACUAAUGUGAAAAUGUGUUGUCUGUUUAUGUUUGAAAUCGACCUAAACUUCAGAAAAACAUCCAGAAAAAGUCCCUGAAAUGGUGAUUAAAAGAGUACCAACUCAAAAGGGUUUAUCCUCUGAGGAGCAAGAAUUAUCCCGGCAGGCUGAUGAUUUCCUUUUGGAUAUUUAAGUGAAAGGAAAUUUGUCAAAAUGAAGAAAGAUCAGGGAGUUUUAAUCCUCUUGGGAACAUGAAUAUUCAAAAUGCAUUCAACCCAUUUGUUUUGGAGAUUCAGAACCUGGUCGAGGAUCAAAUCAUAAGCAUCGAAAUUAUGAGGAAGAAGAAAAAGAUGUUGUGUUUUCAUCCUCUGAGAAAAGUGAAUAUUUAUUCAUUUGGAAAUGUGUUGUCCUGACGUAAAGAAAUCAGUCCUUAGAUUCAUCCUCUCCAUCUCCCCAUUAGUCUGGGAGAUACUGAACCUGGUUGGGGGACAAAUCUUGGGUCAGGUUUGGAAAGGUGCUGCUAUAACGAAAGGUUGGAGGUCAUCAGAGUCACUGGGGUUUCAUCCUCUGGGGAUCAUGAAUAUUCAGAGUUAAUUGGACUACAAUCUGCCUGUUGGUUUUGGAGAUAUUGAACCUGGUUAAGGACCAAAUCAUGUGUCAGAAAGCUGCUGAUUUAGGUUUUGAAGAACAUUGAGAUGAAGCUGCAUCAAAAUCUGCUUGGAGAAAGAUUUGGUAUUGUAAUCCUCUGAGGAACAUGAAUAUUCAGAGUUAAUUUGACUAUAAUCUGCUCUUUGGAGAUACUGAACCUGGGUAGACAAUUAAACCAGGGUCAAGUUUGGAAACGUUUUUCUGGUGGUGAUGCUGAAAGCAAGGUCAGGUUUCGUCCUCUUGGGAACAUGACAUCCACAGCCAGUCGUUGAUAUAUCUCACUUAAGUUCCUGCAAGAAAGCAUAACAUCCCUAUCGUUGAAACAAUCCUAACCCAUAAUCAAUUAAUCACAUGACGAUCGCUAGACUCCUAACACAAAGCCUUUAAAGACCCAAAAGAGGUGAUAAACGGUCUGUUGUGGUCCCAGCUGUGAGUAUCCGUCCACCUCGGCACAGCUGUGGGGUGUGUGUGUUGUGUUUGUGGAAACUGGAGAACGUUUCCCCGCUGUGUUUUGGAGCCUGAAGGAAUAGCUCUCUGGUCAGUGUCGCCUCUUGUUAGUUCCCACCUCUUUACCUCCUCAGUGUGAGGCCAAGCAAUUUGGCAUUUAGCAGAAGUAUUUAUUAAACCUGUUAGCUCUGUGCAGCAGGGGAGGUGGUGGGCUCCACUUCCUGCGGUGCUGCAGGAUUAAUAACACCUGUACAUGCUUCAGUCCACUAACACCCCGCCACAGCGCGCCACAGAAACCAUGAUUACAGCCCGAGGCUCUGCACAUUACCAGCGAUCAUUUGCGCCAGUAAAAGCGUGAGGAAGUUCAUUCAUUCUGAGGCCUGUGUUAAUGGGUAAUGGGAGAUUUUCACCUGUAGUGAUGCACACAAGCUGAGAGUGGAUGGAUGGAAGGGAAGGCACAGUGAGAGACGGCGCUGCACACGCUCUCUCUAACAAGUCUUACAGUCUCACACUGAGUCCUGAAGACUUGAAACAAAGUGAGGAAUCAGCCGGAUAACUUCCCCGGCUUCCAAGUCAGUGUGUAAAGUGUAGGAAUGCAUUUAUAUUUUGCACAAAUAUCAGCAUAUUUCCUAACCUUUAGGGACUGGACUAGAAGCUCACACAAAACUAGAGAUUUAUUGAUCUUAAAAUAACUACUGACCAUCUUCAAAAUGUUGAAGUUCGACUUUAUGCAGACGACCUCUUGGUGUCCAUUGUGUGCUGCACCUAAACCAAACAUUGGACCUUAAAUUCUCUGAAUACAACUCAAUUAUUGGAGAUAGGAUGGUGUUCUGUCCACUGCCACACCUUGUCUGAUCCAGAGUUUAUACUAUGGAGUUUGUUUAAGGAACAAAAUGAAACUAGAAGUCUAGCGUUCCUCUCCUGCUUCAGCUCCCACUAAUUUAUUCAUUUCUCGAAACGUCCUGAAACAAAGAAAGCUGCCGUGGGAAAAGUGGGAUUAUCUCUCGACGGCUGAAUAUGAGACUAAAUGACUUUGUUUUCCGCUGCGUUGUGUGAUGUGAACAUCCACCUCCAGUAUCACAGAGGGAACUUCAAAGCGGCGCCGGCAGGCAGCAACGCCUUCAAAGUUUAAACACGCUGCUAAACACGGGUCGCUGCGUCUCUUCUAUUAGGCAAACAAUCACCUUAACUGAGAAAACAGAACCCCUGCUUCCUUGUUUUCUGCUUAAUUGGCUCUAAUUUUAGACCCUGCAUACAUUUGUUUGAGGCUCGAGGUAGGGGGGAGGGUAUCUCGAUUCAAACCCCGAUUUGUCCAGGCUGCGGAAGGUGGUUUGAUUCAUGGGCGUCGUAUCUGCCUGUUCAGAAAGCACGCUGUCACAGUGGUCCCCAGCACAUAAAUCUCCCAUCAUUCAACCCUCCCUGUGACAGAGAUUUAGAGUUCACCGUCACCGCUCCCCGUCUCCCCUCCUGUGAUUUAACGCCGGCGCUCAGAGGUCUUGAUUGAUUAUUUACACGCCCAACUCGGAGGUCCACAUCGACUCUCCUCCUUCCUCUUUUUCCCAUUGCCACGCUUCACCGUUUCCCCCGUAAACAAGUCAUUUUUUUUCCUCUCCGUAAUGCUCCCAGGCGGACGCUGUGUUGUGCUGCAUGGGCUAAAGAUAAAGGAGAGAGGCCGGAGUCCUGAAGCGCCGGGUUACCCUCAACGCUUUGGCUUCAAUUAACCCCAGGAGAAGGAAAGCAACCUCUGGUGACCUCUGGUGACCUUCAGUGUUUCUGUUGACAGACUCAAGACUUAGGGUGUGUGUGUGUGUGUGUGUGUGUGUGUGUGCGUGUGUGCAGUUAUUUUUGAUAAAACAGGUAUGCAAGGGUUUUAAACGUUUUCUAUUUUCCAGUUUCCCAGCCAAUAAAAAUAAGGAAAUUAGAGUGGAUCACAUGGCCAAAAGUAUAUGGACAGUCAUCCAUUUCAACCGUAGGAUGUAUUUGAAUAUGGGAAAGUUGUAUUAAUAAAUCCAAUAAAACCAAAUAGAAUAGGGGGGAAUACAAAAAUGUAGCUAAGAAUGAAUAUAAAAAUAAAAUUAGAGAUUCAAAUCUGGGAAAUUUAGACAAAUUCCAUAUUUUUCAGUGAAAGUUUGACUUCAAAACAUUUAUAUUUACAGUAUUUCAUUUGUCUCAUUGCAUACUGUAUGUAGUAUAUAUGUAUUCCUUUCACAUCAACAUUUCCUACUUACAAAAUUCAGUAUGCAUGCAUUUCUGAAAUCAGAUAAAUAUUCUGGAGAGGAAUCAGUCGACAAAGAUAGAAAGAUAGAGGAGAUCAAUCUCAGCAGCUGCUCCUCCUCUCAAUUAGUCGUCUGUAGAUUUCUAAAGCCCCCUGAAGCUCUUCAUACUUCUAAAUCUCUCAAAUAUAUUAAAGGGGAAUUUUACUAAUCAGAUAUCAGAGAGUAUUUGACAGGAUUGAGAGGAAGGUCUUGAGCCUUUUACUUUAAUAUCUCUGCUGAUGUGCAUUAUUCACCUCCACAGGCAGCCUGAAAGUCAUGUUGUAUUUCUAAAUACACAAUCAACAUCUAAAAUGAUCCAUGUAUAAGGUACUGUUUCAGCGCUUACUAAAUUAAAGUUCACUUCUAAAAACACUUUAAAGACUCACUGAUUUAUAAUUAAAUGCAUAACUUCUGAAAUGCUUUGGUUUGUUUGAAAUCAAUGAAUGGUUUACUACUGACAGGCAUUAUUUGUGAAUGAAAUCCACUGCUGUGCUUUGACCAAAAUGUUUGGUCUCCUGAAACACAGACUGCGUCUCAAAUAUAUGCUUUAUUGUUUCUGUAGUGAUCUCUUGUACUUGAUGCAUUCAUCUAUAUCUUUCAGCCAACACAUGUUUGCAAUGAGGAAGAAACAGCUAAUAAUCUCCACCUCGGAAAAAUGUUGGUGGUGGAGACCAAAAACGGAGCCAAAAUUGAGGGAUAAUUGGACUUGCUUUUACCCGGUAAAACAUCCAAUGGGACAAUCACGUUAUUGUGUUAGCUCUGUUGCUAAUAUAGGUCAGUUUGUGUGAUGAUAGCUUGUUAUACAGGCCAAAAGUUGGCCAAAAAUACAAAUUCAGCUUUAACAUUAUGAUCAACAACCCAAUUUUUUUUCUGAUUUUAGAUUUUCCACGAUAACCAAAAGUUUCCUAAUAAAUCCGAAUGUUAUUAUAUUUAUUUCUCACACUGAUUUUGAAUCGUACCAUUGUGAGAAAACUUCACACUCUCUUCCCAAAAGUCACAAAACUUCUGUUCAAAUCAAACAGAUUGCAGUGACAUCAGGUUUAUUUGACUCAAUGUAAUUUUAGAAAAUAGGUUCGAUUUCCAGAAGGUAAUUUGAGACGCAGUCUGUAUUUCUGACGCAGUUUUCCUCUCUUUAUGAAUCAUGUUGUUGCACCGGGAUGUGUUCCUAAAGGACCGUGAAACAUGAAUGUUUUUUUGGUUUCUAAAUCUGUGCAGUUUAAUGAGACCUUCACUUUGAUCAAACACACAAAAUGAAGUAUUAUUGUAUUCAAUGUUUCUCCUCAGUCGGACUCAGUCAGUGACAUUAUGACUCAGUGAAUUCAUCCUCGUUCCUCUGUCCAUUUAUAUUUAGUCCGGAACAAGUGUCACUCUCAUGAUGUCCUUCUUUUUAUGCCAUUGAUGGUUUUAUUGAAGUCGCAGAAUUAGGAAACAGCGGAGGCUUUAUUCAGAGAUCUUCCUCCAUCUAGAGGCAACUCAGAAGCCCAUUUCCAAACCUUUAAACAUGUCUAAGUGCUUCAGUCAUUCAGGUUUCUUCCUCAGAAUGCAGAAUGCUGGAUGAACAACAUUUCAUUUGGUAUAUUAGAAAGGAACAUGUCGUGAUUCCUACAUAAAUGUACUUUAAUUAGCGUUGGCUUACCUUAAUGUUCUUUAAUUAAAUAUAUAUUAUUUAUACAGAACAUUAUCACAUUUGUCUCAGGGGGCUUUAUGAUGUCUGAAAACACCCAAAGAAACCCCAAAAUUAAAACAGCUGCUGUCUAACUAACAGCUUAAACUUCGUAUUUACAGUUUAUUUAAAACCUUGUAUCUUCAAUUUGUUGGGGGAGAUAAAAUGCAGAAUUGUUACAAAAACUUCCCUUUUUUUUAUAACGUAAGAAAACAGUACUUUAGUUUUUUUUAAGGAAGUAACCCUUUAAUAUCGCACCUGUUCUGCUACAUCUGAAAUGAUUUGGAAGGCCAUAACCUUUUAAAGAGGCUUGCCACCAAAUUAAAUUUACAUUAAAUUGGGGUAAUUACCGGAGACAGAAAUAUUGAGACUUAAAGUAAUAAGUUUGGCUCCGCUGAGAAAACCAGCUGGCCGUUUUUUUUUUCUUCUCAACCAUGAGAGCAAUUUAACCAAUUAUACAUAUCCAAACUGUUUUGACAGGCUCUGUAAUAUCUCCUUAAUUGACUUUGACAAGUAAAAUGGGUAGUGUCCCUUUAAUAAAACACAAGGCACGACAGCUUUGACUGAUUAAUAUUCUUUUAGCGUGAGUUUCUCUCUCAUUAGUGUCAUUUUUAGGAUCAAAUGUCUGCUUUGCAUCCCAGUGGUUUAACAAUAAUUGAAACUGCAACUCAAAACCCACACUGAAAAUCUUUCUGCAUUUGAUUUUCAUCAGUUCUGUGAAGUUUAUCAGUAAAAAGUCAACAGUGCGAGAGCGAGAGACAACAUGAGAGCUGCAGACUUGUUCCACAUGAAACCAUGUGAUAACGUUUGGAGUGGUUUGCUGUUUUUUGGUUGUGUAUUAUACUGAGGCUGGAGUCUCUGAGGAACGAGGCUUCAGCUGAGCAUGAGACAAACCAACUUUAUAAAUAUUAUACAUUUUCGUUGUUGUCGCGGUUGCUUUUAUCAAUGUUAUGGAACCAACACUGCUAUAGUCAUAUUGUAUGAAUAUAAAUGGUCGUUGCUGUUUUGUACCGGACGCAGCGGUGUAAAGGAUGUUUUCUGAGCGGGCGGACGGGACUCUGUGUUUCUUUACUAAACCCCAAACAGGAAGUCAGGCUCCUCUGAUGGAGAGUGGCAGUGACCUUGUGAUCAUGCCUUAUCUCAACCACAAGAUCAUGCUUUGAUUCCUCAGGAUGCGAGACAAUUAGCCUUAAGAAACAACAUGAGCAGCACAUGAACAUAAUUACUGAACAUCACGAAAAGAACAUUAACCCCAACAAAGAACGAGCCAACUAUUUUUACAGGCGGUGAUUUUUCAGUGGAGAAAAAACAUGAAUAUAAUGAAAGUGAUGUAAUUAACUCAAAAUAACAAUCGACAAAUCAUAAUUCAUGAGCUGUACAAUUUGUUAUCUCGACUGAGUAUGUCAAUUAUUACCAAGCUGAUUAGAAAAGUUUUGAAAUAUGAAAAAAUAUCAGCUGAGCGGAUUUUAUGUAGAACCAAAAGUUCUACUUGGAAAUGUGUUAUUUAUGGGAGAGGAUUAGAGCCACGUGAACAUUUGAGGUCUGACCAAAAGGGAUUUUUCUUUUAAGUUCUGAAAUUAAAGUCAAAGUAAGAAUGAGAAUAGACUCCCACUUUUUUCUCAAAAUUCUUAAUAUUUUUUCAAAAUUCAGAUUUUUUUGGGGGUAUUCCGAGUUUUCUCCAAAUUCCGACUUUUUCUCCAAAUUCCGACUUUUUCCUCAAAACUUCGACUUUUUCCUCAAAACUUCGACUUUUUCCUCAGAAUUCCGACUUUUUCUCCAAAUUCCGACUUUUUCCUCAAAACUCCGACUUUUUCCUCAGAAUUCCGACUUUUUCUCCAAAUUCCGACUUUUUCCUCAAAACUCAGACUUUUUCCUCAGAAUUCAUGGACGAAAACUAAAGCAUAUUUUGUUCACAAAUUCAGACCUUUUCUCAAAAUCCUGAGAAAAAUAUCUGUUUUCCAAAUUCUGUCUUUUUCCCCAAAUUCAGACUUCCGUAGUUAUUGUAUGUGCAAUCAUAUUUUGUGCUAACCAUCAAAAAAACUACGGGGGUUUAAAAUAAUUUCAAUUGAGAAAAAAAAAUAUAUGAAUUUAAAAUCCUUACAUAAUUUUGAGGCGAUGAAACUAGCAGCAGUUUUCAGACUAAAACAUCAGAUGUUAGCUUUUAAAAGGUAUUGUUAGAGGAGAUGAUGGUUAAUGAAGUCAUCCUGUUGGGAUAUGGUGUAUUAGAUAAUUGGUCUGUGAUAAUAGGAUUACUCUGUCAUCUUGAAUUAGUUUUGCUGUAUUGAAAAAAAUAAGUAUCAUGGCAGCCCCGAGCUUCCGUGCUUUAAAGAUGGAUUGAGAAAUAUUUCAGUUUCUUUUCACCUAGAAGAAGGAAACAGCAGGACAGAGCUGCCGGAUCCCGUUUGUCUCUACAGAAAGUCCACGUUUGUAGCCUGAUUGUUGGUCGGUUAUAUUUAUAGGAACAUUGCUAGUGAUGCCUUGUUUUUUGUACAGUUUUAUGUACAUGCAAGUGUAGGUUUUUAAAAAAUGAAGAUGAAAAAAGUAUAUAUAUUCAACAAUGUGAAGGAAAUCUGACCCUGUAGGACUAUAUCGUCUAAAGUACCGUAGGCUUUAUUAAAUGUAGGAGUGAAGACGUCUCUCCGCCAAUCAUUUACGCUUUCCUUUUCCCAUGUUCGUGCGGGCUGAAGACAAACUGUACAUUUUAGUUUCUUUGUUUUUCUUUUAAGGAAGUUGGGUGACGUAGUUGUUGGAGCCUCAUCUGUUCUCUCUUUUGAUCAGCAUCCGCAUGUUUGAGUAAAAAAAAAUAAAAAAAAUGUGGUCUUUUAUUUUUGCUGAGCAAAUCAAAGAAAUACUAUCUUGUAAUUACUCCUUCCUUAUAGCUUUACAAUAAAA
This is a messenger RNA of Eleginops maclovinus (Patagonian blennie), 10087 nucleotides long. RefSeq lists its product as uncharacterized. The transcript has 3 exons. The record is from RefSeq and is a predicted model, not a curated record. NCBI's taxonomy places the organism in Eukaryota, Metazoa, Chordata, Actinopteri, Perciformes, Eleginopidae. Bases 1 to 744 code for a protein of 247 amino acids.